CGACCCAAGGAAGAAAACUAAGCCAAAAGCGGCACCGAGCAACAAACCGAUCGAGCACACCACAUCACAUCAUCUCGCGUUCUCUAGCUAGCUACACCUACAUAAGCAGCGCGGCGGCACACCCUUGCCCUGGAGGAGAGAGGAGAGCGCCGAUCGUCGGACCACGGGCAGCCACACGAGACUAGCACGAUGGAGGCGCUCGCUCCUGCCGGGGGCAAGCCGCUGUCGGGGCCGCGGGCGCGGCGGAUCGCCCGGAGCCGGGAGGAGAUGCUGGGCCUCCUCGCCGACUUCGACGGCGGCGAUGGCGGCUCCGACCGCGAGCUCUCCUUCUCCGACCUCGUCGACGCCGUCAGGCCGCCGCCCAACGCCGGCCACGCCUCUGCGUCGCCGCCGCCGGCACCAGUAGGGGUCGAAGCGGCGGCGGCCGAGCAGAGGCCGGAGGAGGCCGUGGCACCGAAGCAGAAGCAGGCGGCGGCGGUGGCGGGAAAGGAGAGGAGGAGGCUGCGGAGGCGGCAGAGCGACAACAGGGGCAGCUGCGGGGGAGGCGCGGACGGCAACGGCGUGCUGCUCAACUUCUACGUGCCGGGGCUGCUCACCCGGAGCAUGACGGCGCCGCGCCCCGGCCGGGGCGUGAUGCCGGCCGCGGGGGCACGGCAGACCGCGCCGCCGACGGUUGCCGCCGGCAAAACCAGGAUGCAGGCGUCGCUGGACAUCGGCUGCUGGCCGGCGCUGUGGGGCAGAGGCCGCGACCACCACCGGAACAAGCCGGUCUGAGAGUCUUCUAUUCUUCCAUGCACAUACAGCCUACUCGUAGUCUGAACCUUUUUGUGCAGCUAAUGCGAGCCUUUUUCCUCUGCUCACGCAUGUAAAUUAUUAUCUCCUGUUUUUGUAAACGUGGUUUGUGUUGGGGCCUUGUUUAAACUGCGUUUGGUGCUGCUGUAGCGCUGUGUGAUCUUUC
Molecule: messenger RNA, 958 nt
Organism: Triticum aestivum (bread wheat)
Lineage: Eukaryota; Viridiplantae; Streptophyta; Magnoliopsida; Poales; Poaceae
Source: RefSeq, a predicted model, not a curated record